Molecule: messenger RNA, 981 nt
Organism: Colletotrichum aenigma
Lineage: Eukaryota; Fungi; Ascomycota; Sordariomycetes; Glomerellales; Glomerellaceae
Product: Zinc-type alcohol dehydrogenase-like protein
Exons: 4
Coding region: 1-981 (326 amino acids)
Molecular function (GO): oxidoreductase activity
Source: RefSeq, a predicted model, not a curated record
AUGUCAUUUUCUCUUGGACCCAGAGAAGUGCUUGUUCGAAUUCGCGCUGCGUCGUUGAAUCCUCGUGACUUGGCCAUAAUCAAUGGGCUCGGAAAGCACCUGCAUCCGACACCUGUAAAAAAAUCGCUUAUACCAGGGUCAGACGACGCCGAGGCUGUCCUGGAGGUCGGCUCCGAUGUUCAAGAUUUCUGCGUAGGGGACCACGUUGUUACGCACAUCACUGCUCACUUAUCAGAUGAGGCAUUCGCGACGACGGAUGACAUGAUUCAAGGAUUGGGUCAGCAAAGGGAUGGUACUUUAUGCGAAAUUGGUAUCUUUGGCGACACCGCUCUGGUUCGGAUGCCGAAAAGCUUGUCAUUUGAGGAAGCUGUGACUUUGACCUGCUCCGGCCUGACGGCAUGUAAUGUCUUGUUCGGACACCCGGGCAAGGUGGUGCACGUUGGCGAUCACGUUCUUGUGCAAGGAACUGGAGGCGUGAGCAUCGCUGCUUUGCAGCUUGCGGUAGCAGCCGGUGAAACAGUCGUAGCUACCACAAGCAACCAAGAAAAGUCGAGUCGCCUGAAAGACCUCGGCGCUUCACACGUAAUCAACUAUCGCACAACCGAGAAUUGGGGUCAGGCUGCUCGGGACCUUACUCCAGAGUCUCGAGGAAUGGAUCACGUUAUCGACAUAGGCGGAUAUGCAACUCUCAGUCAGUCUAUUCUUGCCACGCGUCCUGGUGGAGUUCUGAGCGUCGUCGGAGCCUCUGGCGGAUUUGAGGGUGAGCGCCCUGAUGUUUUGGAAGUUUUGUUUCGCGGGAUUUCUCUGCGAGGGAUUGUUGUGGGAAACAGACAGAUGUUCCGAAACAUGGUUGAAUUCAUAGAGGCGAAGAACUUACAGCCGGCGGUGGAUGAUGUGACGUUUGAGCUAAAAGAUCUGAAGGCGGCGAUUGAGAGAUUCUGGAAGGGGGAGCACUUUUCCAAGAUCAUUCUUAGGAACUAA